Molecule: messenger RNA, 9115 nt
Organism: Nannospalax galili (Upper Galilee mountains blind mole rat)
Lineage: Eukaryota; Metazoa; Chordata; Mammalia; Rodentia; Spalacidae
Gene: Abcc5
Product: ATP binding cassette subfamily C member 5
Exons: 27
Coding region: 4287-7832 (1181 amino acids)
Biological process (GO): transmembrane transport
Cellular component (GO): membrane
Molecular function (GO): ATP binding; ATP hydrolysis activity; ABC-type transporter activity
Source: RefSeq, a predicted model, not a curated record
UCUGAACGUCUCCAGGGGCCCAGCCAUGGCCGGCUCUAACCCUGUUGUUCUGUUGCAGGGGUUAUGAUCACCUUUGGGCUAGUUAGCCUUAGAGAUGCUUCUAGGUUUAUUGAAGAGGGCCAGUGGAUUUGGGAGUAAAUGGUGUCUUGUCAGCAGCCAGAAGGAUGAGGACAUAGUGUUGCAAGAGAAAAAACAGCUGGCUCGCUUUCCUGGGCUGGGUGAAGCUGGCCUGGCCCUGGUUCUGCACAGGACUGCUUAUUGAUGGUGUGCUGACAUGAAGCAACAGUCUCGGUCAGGGCAGAUAUUUCUUGGCAGUGCUGUGAGUGUGCAAGCUGAGUGUUGUGUGGCAUGGGCUAGCAAGCCUUGUUGGUGACAUACGAAAUGCCUGGAGGCAUAGUUACCAUGUAUGUUUCUAUGACAGAUGAACCUUGAAGAAGCUAGGGAACUAUCAAAGUUUUAAAGAGUCUAACCUGAAAACAUUUCAAGUUUUGUAUAUAAUGUAAACUGUGGCAAGCAUUGGGGUGGCAGCUGUGGUUCUUUCCUAGUCUGUAUGGAAGCAGUUUAGAAAAGGGAGCUUCUGACAGGUGUUUUUAUAGGGCAUCUGUUUGUUACACCUGUUGUGCAGCCUUACACUUGAGAUUUUGAUUAAAUCUAUUCUCUACACAUUUGCCUUGAGGCAUCGGAGCAGUAGUACUGUUUAUACUGUGCAUUUUCCAUGUGUGGGUAAGCUGGAGGUUCAUGGUUUGGGUAAGUAUGUGUCUUAAGAUGCAUGAUGACUAGGUAAAACUAAUUUACAGGGGUUUUUAUUGUUUUUUUGUUUCUUUGUUUCUUUUUAAUGUUUGAUGCCUUUAAAAAAAUUUUUUUUGGAUCUCUUCUGAAGCAGAGAACACUACUUUAUUGGAAUUAGGUUUCUUAUUAAUUUACCAACUAACAUACUUUUAUGUAAGUUUUAAAUAAGAGGGACCAUGUAACUGAAAUGUUAUACCAAAAUGGCAAAUGAUUUCGUAGAACCAGCAUCCCCCAAGAAGAGCUUCUGUCAUUGUUUCACUACAGGGCUGGUGGCUGCUCUGAUCCUUCGUAGAAGUCUUUCAUAUGGCUAGCACAGUAUACAGGAUUUCUUAAUAAAGUCACAAUAGACUUUCUUGAUUCCACUCUCCUUUAAAAAAAAAAUUCCAUGAUUGCUGGGAUUAAUUUUUUUACUUGAAAAAAAGUAAUUUACCUAUGCAUGUUCGCUUUGGUGGCAUGACGGUCACUCCGAUCAUGCACAUGUAAAGCCCCUCUGUAAAAUUCUUAAUCUUUAAUUUCUGAUAUAGCACACUGGGCUGCUAAGCUCUAGAAGAUGCUUCUGGAUGCCAGGGAAAUCUGAGUGCCUUCCUCCAACAGGAAAGGUGGCAGGCACUUUUCUCUCUGCCCACCCUUGGGAGAAGAGCCCCAGAAAGCCAGUGGGCAAAGCAAUGGGCCCAUCCAUUGUCUCUUUUUGUAAAGUGUAAACUAUGCAGACUUAUUUUCUUGAGCCCUAAUUGAUGUUUCUUUUUAACUGGUAAUUGGAGAACCAGAUUAGUUUUGAAUAUUUUUUGAAAUUAGAAUUAGCAUCAAGUAAACCUGUAAGUGGGCAUCGGUCCUUUUGAGGAACAUUUAUUUUAGAUUUUUGUACAUUUUCUAAUCUGGCAUGAUUUUCAAGUUGACUUGUUCUGUUCUUAUGAAAAUUCAUAUAAGAACAGACUCCCCAAAUUAUAGGCCAUAAAUGGAGUACCACCUCAGGUCUCCUUGAGCCUUAGUAGCCAUACAUAGAACAAAUGAAACACAAUCAAGUUGUGUUAUUUUAAACUUGCUUGGUCAGCUGAUGCCAGACAUUCAUGUCUCAAGAUGGUCCAAGGUUCUGAUAAUGCCAGCAGACCAGCAUUCUGUGUCAAGUGCCUGAGGAUCAUGAUAAUGUUCACAGAGUACCAGAAUCUCUAUGGGUAUGAGCUUUAUUCAAAAUCAAAAAGCAAACUACUAAAUUUACAGAGAUGCUUUGGGGGCCUUCUUAGACUGUGAUAGUUUAAAAGGCCAGGCCUGACCUAGGAUUUGUAUAUAAAGAGUUAGCAUCUGCCCUAGACCUACAAGAACAGGCUGCCUUCUGCAGUGCUGUUUCUUAGUGAAUGCUAACUCUGCUCCAGGCCUUGGGGAAAGGACAGUGAGAAGCCUUGAGAGAGGUAAGUUCCACCCUCCAACCUCUCUCCAGCCUCAGCUUGUUUGUGCUGUCAGGUUCUGGACUUGGGGGGAGUCUCUCUGUAGUGGAACCAGUGACAGAAGCUGUUCUUUAGAAUUUUCAGGAUGGCUGUAUUCUGCGGUCAGAAUGAGAGUCAAGCUGGGCAGAGUCUCUCGCCAAGAGCUCAGGUAAGGUAAUGUUUCUUCACUGGGAAUGCUUUCCACAGCAAGACAACUAUGCUGACAAUCUCAAGUUUUCUCCCAGUUUGUUUAGACUUAAAUGAUAAAUUUAUGACUUUUUAAAAACUGAAUUUUGUUUGAUUUUUCAUGAAAACCUAUUUUUCUUUCUCCCAUACAAAACCAUUUGAAAUGUCGUUGCUUUUUAAAAACCCUGUGUGUUGGAAGUUCUUUAAUCUGUUUCCUCUCCCCCCACCCUUGAAAGUUUUGCAUAGUGUAAACAUUGCUAUGUCUUUUACCUUCCCUGCUCCUCCCUUCUGGGAGGGGCUGAUGCACUAUCCUGUGCUGAAAUUGGGCACCCUAAAGGUAUGGGAAGGAAGGAGUCCAAACAACACCUGCUGCCCUUUCACGCCUUCCCUGGAGACUGCUCCACAAUGCUGCUGUGUGUAAGAAAGUGCUUCACCACACACCAUCCUUCUGAGUUGCUUCACGAGAGGAGGAGGGGCUUUGGCCCCAUGACCCAGUUCCACAUUUUGGAUGCGUACUGGAGAAGAAGCCAAUCUUCUUGCUAGUAAACCAGCAGUCCACGUGUAUGCAAUGAGGACCCAGACAUUGAAUCUAAAAAAUCUAAGGGAGGAUAGAGUGGGAUCCAAUAGUUUAGAGUCUGAAAUCUCCUGUUUGAUCAGGUCAUUUUACUGGGGCUUGACAUAAACCUAAUUGGUGAGGAAUCUCAUAGGACCUAGUAGACAUGGUAUUAAGUCACUUUCAGGAAAACUGAGAAAGACAAAUUAACCUGGAGUCUGGGUUCUGGAAUUCAGCAUUGAGCACCUCAGGAUGAUAAUAUCUGGCCAGUUUUUGUCUGUCAGUGGGUGGUAGCUUAUAGCCCCAGGACCCUGCUGUAGGAACCAGGGUAGAUGGGUUUGAGUCCAUUUCUUUUCUUCCUUUAAGGUGGGGGAUUGGUUUGGCUUUCUUUUGUUGUGGUUUGGUUUGGUUUGUUUUUUGCCAAGAUCAAUUUUAGCUACCAGGACUUGAAAGACUCAGAAAGGUACCAACAGCCCUGGUCCCGCAGUCCAAGCGAGGAGUCUGUGUUACUUCUGGAGCAGGUAUUGCAGUACAGCUUAGCACACCAACAGCACCUACAAUUUUAAACAGAGUACCUUUUUAGGGGAUUUUUAGUUUUUUUCUUUUAGUUUUUUCUUUUCUUUUUUUUUUUAAUCUUCUUUCCUUAGCAGCAAAGUCUUUAUUGCUAGAGAAUCUACUUCAUUGCAGCUCCAGGAUUCCCAUCUGGUUAAAGUGCCGUCCGCCUCAUGUACUGCUUCAGACUCUGGAAACAGAUACCGGCUCUGCUCUGUAUUUCUGCUGUGUGUAGUUACCAGUUGGAGGCCACGUGACCUGUUAGAUCGCUAACCCUGUACACCGAGUCUGUAUGUUCUCACUGUGUGUUACUACGAUGCUCCUGCUAUUGUACAGUGUUUGUGAGAUGCUCUUUGAAGAUGGUACCUUUAUAUAUAUUUUUUUCAUUUUCAAUAAAAGCACGUUCCUUCCCACUUCCUGGUAUUUAAUACUGUUGCUGGAUGUGCUGUGUGAGUGUGUAUCCGGCGUUGCAGGACCUCAGAGCUGGAGGUGGCGCUCGUGGUUCUUGGGGGCUGGCUGUCUUCCCUCCCUGCAGGUGGUGUUAGACAUGUGCUACCUGAGGAAUGUUUUGCAAAUGCCCUUCUCACUGUUCCCCAGUACAACUGUAGGCCUUCGUGGUAAAACACCUCUUGGAGUACACCCAGGCAACAGACUCUAACCUGCAGUACAGCUUGCUGUUAGUCCUAGGCCUCCUCCUGACAGAAGUUGUACGCUCCUGGUCACUCGCACUGACUUGGGCAUUGAAUUAUCGAACUGGUGUCCGCUUGCGGGGAGCUAUCGUAACCAUGGCAUUCAAGAAAAUCCUUAAGUUAAAGAACAUUAAAGAAAAGUCCCUGGGUGAGCUCAUCAAUAUUUGCUCCAAUGAUGGGCAGAGGAUGUUUGAGGCAGCCGCUGUUGGCAGCUUGCUGGCUGGAGGACCUGUGGUUGCCAUCUUAGGCAUGAUUUAUAACGUGAUCAUUCUGGGACCCACGGGCUUCCUGGGGUCAGCUGUUUUUAUCCUCUUUUACCCAGCAAUGAUGUUUGUAUCACGGCUCACUGCAUAUUUCAGGAGAAAGUGUGUAGCUGCUACAGAUGACCGUGUCCAGAAGAUGAAUGAAGUUCUCACCUACAUUAAAUUUAUUAAAAUGUAUGCUUGGGUCAAAGCAUUUUCUCAGAGUGUUCAAAAAAUCCGAGAGGAGGAGCGUCGGAUACUGGAAAAAGCAGGAUACUUUCAGAGCAUCACUGUUGGUGUGGCUCCCAUUGUUGUAGUGAUUGCCAGCGUGGUGACAUUCUCCGUUCACAUGAUUCUGGGCUUCGAUCUGUCGGCUGCACAGGCCUUCACAGUGGUGACUGUCUUCAAUUCCAUGACUUUUGCUUUAAAAGUAACACCAUUCUCAGUGAAGUCCCUCUCUGAAGCAUCAGUUGCUGUUGACAGAUUUAAGAGUUUGUUUCUAAUGGAAGAGGUUCACAUGAUAAAGAACAAACCGGCCAAUCCUCACAUCAAGAUAGAGAUGAAAAAUGCCACCUUGGCAUGGGACUCCUCCCACUCCAGUAUACAGAACUCGCCCAAGCUCACCCCCAAAAUGAAAAAAGACAAGAGGGCCACCAGGGGCAAGAAAGAGAAGGUGAGGCAGCUGCAAUGCACUGAGCAUCAGGCGGUGCUGGCAGAGCAGAAAGGACACCUCCUACUGGAUAGUGACGAGCGGCCCAGUCCCGAAGAGGAAGAAGGCAAGCAGAUCCACACAGGGAGCCUGCGCCUGCAGAGGACGCUGUACAGCAUUGACUUGGAAAUUGAAGAGGGUAAACUGGUUGGAGUCUGUGGCAGUGUGGGAAGUGGAAAAACAUCUCUCAUUUCAGCCAUUUUAGGCCAGAUGACACUUCUAGAGGGCAGCAUUGCAAUCAAUGGAACUUUUGCAUAUGUGGCCCAGCAGGCCUGGAUUCUCAAUGCCACUCUUAGAGACAACAUCCUCUUUGGGAAGGAAUUUGAUGAAGAAAGAUACAAUUCAGUGCUAAACAGCUGCUGCCUGAGGCCUGACCUGGCCAUUCUCCCGAACAGUGACCUGACGGAGAUUGGAGAACGAGGAGCCAACCUGAGUGGUGGCCAGCGCCAGAGAAUCAGCCUUGCACGGGCCUUGUAUAGUGACAGAAGCAUCUACAUCCUGGAUGACCCCCUCAGUGCCUUAGAUGCCCAUGUAGGCAACCAUAUCUUCAACAGUGCUAUCCGGAAGCACCUCAAAUCUAAGACAGUUCUGUUUGUUACACACCAGUUACAGUACCUUGUUGAUUGUGAUGAUGUGAUCUUCAUGAAAGAGGGCUGUAUCACAGAAAGAGGUACCCAUGAGGAACUGAUGAAUUUAAAUGGGGAUUAUGCUACCAUUUUUAAUAACCUGUUGCUGGGAGAAGCACCCCCUGUUGAGAUUAAUUCAAAAAAGGAAGCAAGUGGUUCACAGAAGAAAUCACAAGACAAGGGCCCUAAAACAGGGUCAGUAAAGAAGGAGAAAGCAGUGAAGCCAGAGGAAGGACAGCUUGUGCAGCUGGAGGAAAAGGGUCAAGGAUCUGUGCCCUGGUCAGUCUAUGGUGUGUACAUCCAGGCUGCAGGGGGGCCCUUGGCAUUCCUGGUCAUCAUGGUGCUCUUCAUGCUGAAUGUGGGCAGCACUGCCUUCAGCACCUGGUGGUUGAGCUACUGGAUCAAGCAGGGAAGUGGGAACAACACAGUGACUCAAGGAAACAGAAGCUUUGUGAAUGACAGCAUGAAGGAUAAUCCCUUCAUGCAGUACUAUGCCAGUAUCUAUGCCCUCUCCAUGGCAGUCAUGCUGAUCUUGAAAGCCAUUCGUGGAGUUGUCUUUGUCAAGGGCACAUUGAGAGCCUCCUCCCGGCUCCAUGAUGAGCUUUUCCGAAGGAUCCUUCGGAGCCCUAUGAAGUUUUUUGACACUACCCCUACAGGAAGGAUUCUCAACCGGUUUUCCAAAGACAUGGAUGAAGUGGACGUGCGCCUGCCAUUCCAGGCUGAGAUGUUUAUCCAGAAUGUUAUCCUGGUGUUCUUCUGUGUUGGAAUGAUCGCAGGAGUCUUUCCAUGGUUCCUUGUGGCAGUCGGGCCCCUCAUCAUCCUCUUUUCAGUUCUACACAUUGUCUCCAGAGUGCUGAUUCGUGAGCUGAAGCGUCUGGACAAUAUUACACAGUCACCUUUCCUCUCCCACAUCACGUCUAGCAUACAGGGCCUUGCCACCAUCCAUGCCUAUAAUAAAGGACAAGAGUUUCUACACAGGUACCAAGAGCUGCUUGAUGACAACCAAGCUCCUUUCUUCUUGUUCACUUGUGCAAUGAGGUGGCUGGCUGUGCGGCUGGACCUCAUCAGCAUUGCCCUGAUCACUACCACUGGGCUGAUGAUUGUUCUCAUGCAUGGGCAGAUUCCCCCAGCCUAUGCAGGUCUUGCUAUCUCUUAUGCUGUACAGUUAACAGGGUUGUUCCAGUUUACAGUUAGACUGGCGUCUGAGACAGAGGCACGCUUCACUUCAGUGGAGAGAAUUAACCACUACAUAAAGACUCUCUCCUUGGAAGCGCCUGCCAGAAUCAAGAACAAGGCUCCUCCCCGUGACUGGCCCCAAGAAGGAGAGAUAACCUUUGAGAAUGCAGAAAUGAGGUACCGGGAAAAUCUCCCUCUGGUCCUUAAGAAAGUGUCCUUCACCAUCAAACCCAAGGAGAAGAUUGGUAUUGUGGGGCGAACAGGGUCAGGGAAGUCUUCUCUAGGGAUGGCUCUGUUCCGUCUGGUGGAGUUAUCUGGAGGUUGCAUCAAGAUCGACAGAGUGAAAAUCAGUGACAUUGGCCUGGCCGACCUCCGAAGCAAACUCUCUAUCAUUCCUCAGGAGCCAGUGCUCUUCAGUGGUACCGUCAGAUCAAAUUUGGACCCCUUCAACCAGUACAAGGAAGACCAGAUCUGGGAUGCUCUAGAGAGAACACACAUGAAAGAAUGUAUUGCUCAGCUACCUCUGAAACUUGAAUCUGAAGUGAUGGAAAAUGGGGACAACUUCUCAGUGGGGGAACGGCAGCUGUUGUGCAUAGCAAGAGCCCUGCUGCGUCACUGCAAGAUUCUGAUUUUAGAUGAAGCUACAGCUGCCAUGGACACAGAAACAGACUUGCUGAUUCAAGAGACCAUCCGGGAAGCAUUUUCGGACUGCACCAUGCUGACCAUUGCCCAUCGCCUGCAUACAGUUCUGGGCUCUGAUAGGAUUAUGGUGCUAGCCCAGGGACAGGUGGUGGAGUUUGACACCCCAUCGGUCCUUCUGUCCAAUGACAGUUCCCGGUUCUAUGCCAUGUUUGCUGCUGCAGAGAACAAGGUGGCUGUCAAGGGCUAACACCUCCCAAUUGAUGAAGUCUCUUCAGAAGUUGCCAUUCUCCUCCUGGGUUGGGCCCCUCAUCCUGUCCUCCUGCCGAAACCUUGCCUUUCCCAAUUUUAUCUUUCACAUACAGUUCAGGAUUAGCUUGUGUUUCACUUUUAGGUAAAGUCAUAUUUUGAUUAUUAUAUUUAUUCUCUAUUCAUGUAAAUGAAAUUUAGUUUUUGUUCUUAAUUGCACUCUAAGAGGUUCAGGGAACCAUUACUACAAAUGUAUCAGAGGCCUAUAAUGAAGCUUUAUAUAUGUAGCUAUGUCUAUAUCUAAUUCUGUACAUAGCCUAUAUUUACAGUGAAAAUGUAAGCUGUUUAUUUUAUAUUAAAGUAAGCACUGUGCUGAUAGCAGUGCACGUCCCUUUCUAUCAUGUUUGUACGGUUUACUGUACUAGAGAUCUCGUUUUGCUUUUAGACUGUAGGAAAGGUAACAUUUUGUUCUCUAGGUGGCUGUGUCACGGUGCUGGGUUUUCUAGGUGUCCAAAGGAAGGCAUGUGGCAAUAUGGGCCUCUGUGACCUGCUCUGUGGGUUCCCCAGUCUAGUGAGCCAGUGGAGCUGGGCUUCAGGAGGCCUUAGAGAGCACCGUGAAUUCUCAGGGCUCCUGCUUUCUGUUCUGUGUCACCUGCUUCUGUCCUGGUGUCACAUACUGUUUAUGUUAGUGCCCCCUCUCCCUCCCUCUAGCAGGAAUGAAACCCCCAGAGUUUCUCAGAGGGGGAGUUUCUUUCCUGCCUUCCUCCUUCUCCUGUUGUUUCUAAACAAGAACCAGUCUGUUCAGGUUCCUGAUGCUGGCCCCCACACAGAGCUCUUCAGCUCCUAGGCCAGUUGGUUCCAGCCCUGGGGCCGACUGCUGCUGUUUUAGGUGGCAUUUUUAUUUGCCUGUUCGCACACCUCUACAGUUCAGUGACAGGGUUCAGAAUUGGGGGGGUCUGUUCUCCUUCCUCACUACACAGUCUCCUCUCCAAAGUCUGCGCCUUUCAGCAGCUCUUGCUAAUCAGUGUCUCACACUGGUCUAGAAGUUUUUUGUACUGUAAAGAGACCUACCUCAGGUUGCUGAUUGCUGUGUGGUUUGGUAUGUUCCUUGCAGAUCCCCUUUGUGCUCUGGGGCCGUAGCUUGGGUGUGGUUGACUGUCAUCAGUUCAAUGGUCAGCACUGCAUGUCAUGACCAACUAGACAUUCUGUCACCUUAGCAUGUUUGCUGAACACCUUAUGGAAGCAAAAAUCUGAAAAAGUGAAUAAAAUUAUUUCAGAUUUGUA